Penaeus monodon (black tiger shrimp) is the source of this 1075-nucleotide messenger RNA. Its product is annotated as forkhead box protein P2-like. The transcript is spliced from 4 exons. Bases 29 to 874 code for a protein of 281 amino acids. NCBI's taxonomy places the organism in Eukaryota, Metazoa, Arthropoda, Malacostraca, Decapoda, Penaeidae. The record is from RefSeq and is a predicted model, not a curated record.
CUUGGGCGUUCUGGCCUCGCUGCUUCUGAUGGCCCUCGUGAUCGUGCUGGUGGUCAGAUCCCGCCGCCCGCGCCCGCGCAGCGCCGAGGUCAAGAUGGUGUACGACAAGGGCUCCGCGGCGGCGCCUCUGAGGGGCCACCACGACGAGAGCUCCUCCGCCGACGAUCAGAACCCCGACAUCAUCCCCGUCAACGAUGACCACCAAGUAAAGGACCUCCACCAAGACUUCUCCGCUGAGACGCUCCCUGUGGUUGAACAACAACAGCAACAACAGUCUCCUCCUCCUCAGCAACAGCAACUACCACAGCAGUCGCAGCAGCAGCCACAGCAGCAGCCACAGCAACAGCACGCGAAAGAGUACCUGGGAGGAGACGGUUCUUUCUACAUCAAUCCGGGAACUUUGCUUCGACAGAAGGGUGUGAUGCUGCCGCGGGAGUCGGACCCUCUCCUCCUUGUGGGCUGCCCGCUCGCAGCCUCAACGCCCACCGCCCGCAGCACCCAGCCUAGCGUGUACGCCCACUUUUCCCCCGAUCAGCCUGGCCUCCCGCCUUCCUACGUGCCCGAGCUCUCCACCGCGACCUUGCCCAAGGCCUUCCCCCGCGACCUGCCCUCCGACCUCCCCUACCCCACCCACGACCUCACACUAACCUCCCUCCUGCCCCCCUACUCCCACCACUCCCUCACCCUAGGUAGGAACGGCUCCCUCUCAUCGGGACGAGCCACGCCCUCCUGCUCCUCCUCCGCGUCCUCCACCAACCACCACGGAUCUGCCUCCACCGUGGCCUUCCACCCUGAGAGCGAUUCUCCCAGGGCGCCUUUAGUCACCCCACGAGAUAAGACUAGCAGCCCCAACCACCGGGAGAGCUCGGUCUAGUCUCCCUCCUAGUGGCUAGUCUCCAUCCCGACUAGUUACAACCCUAUGUCUGUCACUCUAUCCAGGAGCCGAAUCGUGCAGAGCAGGAACGAAGGGGAGGAAGAGGAGGAAGAAGAAUCAGCCAGUGCAGUGACGUCUCGCAGGUCUUCAUCGCGGAUUCAGUGGACGACCUGCAGGCCUCCACCAGGUUCUAGGGCGUCG